Messenger RNA from Haplochromis burtoni (Burton's mouthbrooder), 2259 nucleotides. RefSeq names its product stonustoxin subunit beta-like. The transcript is spliced from 4 exons. The record is from RefSeq and is a predicted model, not a curated record. Gene Ontology annotation, molecular function: protein binding. Bases 858 to 1841 code for a protein of 327 amino acids. Lineage: Eukaryota; Metazoa; Chordata; Actinopteri; Cichliformes; Cichlidae.
GGCCUCUUUGCUUAGGCUGCUGCCCCCGCGACCCGGCCUCGGAUAAAGCGGAUGAAGAUGGAUGGAUAGAUGGAUGGAUUGUGUAGCAGUCCGUUCUCAUAGUAGAUGUCUUUUUAUAAGUGCUGUAAUAAAGUUUAAGGCUAUACUUCCUCCACUGGCCUGGAUUAACAUGUGCCAAGACAAUGCAGAGCAGCAGCCUUAACUCUACUGAAUUCAGAACUCUACUCCCACAGAGGUCAGUUAUCUUGUUAACAGUAUUAUAUCUUCACUACGUAAAACUCUGGACACUGAUGCUCCUGAGAGGACAGGAGUAGUUGACUUAGUGGUAUAUCUUUCAGAAUAUUUCAGUGAUAUUUUGUUGAGUUAUCUUUCAGAGUUAACUUCAGUAAUUACUUCCUCCAAACCAUCAACAUGUCUUUUAGACUGUAUUCCUACCACAUUGCUCAAAGAAUUCCUAUUUAAGCUUUAGUUUUAAGUUCGAUCAAUCUACCUCUAUUUCUCGGCCGCAUACCACUAACCUUUAAGGUAGCAGUAAUUAAACCAUCACUUAAAAAGUAAUAACUUGAUCCAGCUCUCUUACUAAUAUGAAAAUCAAUCUUUACUAAAGAGUAGUUGUAAAACAGCUAACUCAUCAUCUGGACCUCAGUGCAGAAUUAGAUACUGUUGACCACAAAAUUUUAUUACAGAGAUUAGAGCACGUUGUAGGUAUUACAGGUACUGCAUCGAAGUGGCUUGAAUAGUUUCCACUUUGUUUAUUUAACUACCUCAUAGUACGAUAUCAUCAAAAUAGAAAACGUUGCUGUCUGAUUGGUUACUUACUUCUGGUUCCUAGAGUGUUUAAAAGUAAGCGUGUGUGUAUGUGUAUGUAUGUGUGUGUAUCUUUAUUUUUUGUUUGUUUUAUUGCUUUUUUGUUUUUCUGUUUCAGGUUGAGUGGCUGUAACCUCACAGACAGAAUAUGUGGAGCUCUGUCAUUUAUUCUUAGCUCUCAGUCUUCUAGUCUGAGAGAAUUAGACCUGAGUAAUAACAACCUGCGGGAUUCAGGAGUUAAGAUUCUUUCUGGAGGACUGGAGAGUCCACAUUGUACACUGGAAAUUCUCAGUCUCUCAGGCUGCGCGAUCACAGUGGAAGGCUUUACUUCUCUUGCCUCAGCUCUGAGCUCAAAUGCCUCCCAUCUGAGGGAGCUGGAUCUGAGCUACAAUGAUGCAGGAGACUCAGGAAUGAAGCUGCUCUUGGCUGGACUGAAGGAGGAGCUGGACUCUCUGAGGGUGGAGCCUGCUGGAGUCCGAUGGUUGAGACCAGGUCUGAGGAAGUAUUCCUGUCAACUCACAAUCGACACAAACACAGUACACAGAAACCUUCAACUGUCUGACAACAACAUGAAGGUGACCCAUGUAAUGGAGGUUCAGUCAUAUCCUGAUCAUCCAAACAGAUUUGAAGUCAAGCUUCAGUUGCUGUGUAGAAAUGGUCUGACUGGUCGCUGUUACUGGGAGGUCGAGUGGAAAGGACAAGUUCAUAUAUCAGUGAGUUACAAAACAAUCAGACGUAAAGGGCGCAGUGCUGACUGUUUGUUUGGAGGGAAUCAACAAUCCUGGAGUCUGUACUGUACUGAUGAUGGCCCUCGUCACAUCUGGCACAAUGAUAGAUCAACUUCCGUUCUUUCCUCCUCCUCCUCCUCUGAUAACAGAGUAGCAGUGUAUGUGGACUGUCCUGCUGGCACUCUGUCCUUCUACAGAGUCUCCUCUGACACUCUGAUCCACCUCCACACCUUCAACACCACAUUCACUGAACCUCUUUAUCCUGGAUUUUAUGUCUGGCCUGGUUCGUCGGUGUCCCUGUGCUGAGUUGAGUGUAAAGAGUGUCUCCUGUUAGAGAAACACUCUGACUGUUGAACAGAUAGUUCAGUCUGUACAUGUCUGUCUCUUUCACUCACAAACACGUUUUCAGAUUCAUGGAUUCAAUCAGUUGAUGUUUGAAACUCUUCUAAAUGAUUCAUUGUAAACUUCUUCCUCUUCAGUCCUUUAAAGAUGGAAGCUCCCAUUAUUCCAGAAUCCACAUGUUGUUUUUCUGUCUUUUUCCACUCAAAGCUCCACAGUGAAUCUCAGUAUGUUGUGUUUCACUGAAGCUCAGUUCACAACCAGCUCCUCUGCAUUUUCAACAAGUGUGAGCUCAUUAAAAUGAGGCUAUGUCCACACGUACAUGGGUAUUUUUGAAAACGCAGUAAACAGCGUUUUCGGUCACUGAAAACAGAGAUUUUUAAAA